AUAAUGAUGAGAAUUGUAUCGAGGUGGUCAUGACACACAAAUUUGAUGCAUAGUCGUUUCUUUCUCGUGUCCAAAUAACUUCUAGAAACUUCAUUUCUCUUUCAUUCUUCUCUCCCAUUCAUUUCAUUUCAACACUCACCUCUCUCUCUCUCUCUCUCUCUCUCUCUCUCUCUCUCUCUCUCUCUCGUUUUGAAUUCAUACCCUAUGUCCAAACAAACUCAAAGCACUCACUGAAAUACAUUUCGCUACAACUACAAGAGCAAAGAUGGGGAAAAAGAGCAACAAAAGAAAAAGGAAAGAAGAGAUUGCUGAGGAUUGUUGUUUCAUUUGCAAGGAUGGAGGGAACAUGAGGGUCUGUGAUUUUGGGGAUUGCCUUAAAGCUUAUCAUCCGGAAUGCGUGGAUAAAGACAAUACCUUUUUGAAGAAUGACAGUAAUUGGUGUUGUGGUUCCCAUUAUUGCUACAUAUGCAGAAAAGCAUCAAAGUUCAUGUGCUUUUGCUGCCCAGCUGCUGUUUGUGGAAAAUGCUUCUUUGAUGGUGAAUUUGCUACUGUCAAAAGAAACAAAGGAUUUUGUAGGCACUGCGCAAAACUUGCAUCUCUACUUGAAAAAAAAGCUGAUGUUGAUUCUGAUGGGGAAAAGAUAGAUUUCGAAGAUCAAGAGACAUAUGAAUGUUAUUUUCAAGAAUAUUAUAAAUUUAUCAAAAAAAAAGAAGGACUGAAUUCUCAAAAUGCUCAUUUUGCCCAUGACUUCAUUAAAAAUGGGAAAAACAAGCGUGACUUGGAUCCAUACGAAAUAGUUGAGGAGGAAGAUGAUUCUGGCGAAUCUGAUGUGAGUGACUCUCAAGCUUCUGAUUAUGAUGACCUGAAUGAGACAUCAGGAGUUAAAUCGGUGAGGAGAAAGAAGAAAUGCAUGAAAAAGCUAAAGUCAAUAAAAGGAAAAGUUGGAGAUAAGAAAAAGGAUUUUGUAGGAUGGGGUUCAAGAAGUCUCAUAGAUUUUCUUGAAGAUAUUGGUAGAGACACAGCCAAAGAACUUUCCGAACACGAUGUUGCUUCAAUAAUCAUUGAGUACUGCAAUAGUAACAAGCUAUUUGACCCUGAGAAAAAGCGAAAGGUCAUAUGUGAUGAAAAGUUAAGGACUUUACUGCGGAGGAAGUCAGUGAACAAAAACAACAUCCAAAACCUUCUGACAUCGCAUUUUGUUGAGAAUCUUGAGGAAACAGAUGAUAUCAUCUGUGGUUCAGAAGAAAGGGAUUAUAAUGAGCCGAUAAAAUUUUCGAGGUCGAGAAAUUUGAACCCAACUACAAAAUCUUGUCAGAACCUAGUUUCUAAAGAGCUUCUAAGCGGUUUUGCAGCUAUAAUUAGUUCAAACCUAAAGCUUGUCUACUUGAAGAGGAGCUUAAUUGAGGAGCUUUUAAAGAAGCCAGAUGCUUUUGAUGGCAAAGUCUUGGGAAGUUUUGUGAGAACCAAAUCUGACCCCAAUGACUAUUUGCAGAAGAACUCCCAUCUGCUCUUACCAGUAAUAGGAAUAAACAGAUCUUCAAAGAAAGAAGAAAUCAACCAAGAAAUUAUGCUCCGGCUUCUUAAUGUGCCAAAAGAUGUACCUAUCUGCAAAAUUUCAGAUGAUGAUUUUUCUGAGGAAGAAUGUCAAGAUCUGUAUCAGAGAAUGAGAAAUGGUCUGCUCAAACAGCCGACUAUACUGGAGCUUGAGCAGAAAGCCAAAACUCUGCAUGAAGAUAUAAUAAAGCAUUGGAUCUCAAGGGAAUUAACAUUGUUACGAAAUCGCAUUGAUCUGGCCAAUGAAAAAGGAUGGAGGAGAGAACUUGCUCAGUACAUGGACCGCAAACUGAAGCUUGAGUCUCCAUCAGAACAAUCACGUUUAUUAAGUGAAAUUCCAAAAGUAAUUCCUGAAAUGGUUUAUACCAAUAUGUCACCAAAAGAUUCCUCAAGCAAAGAUAAGCUUGAUCAAAAUGAUUUGCCGGAAUUAGCCACUGGAGAUACUUGUAACUCCAAAUAUGGCGGUUUUGAUCAAUGUAUGGAUAAGAGAACAGAUGUUAUAGGUCCAAAAACUCCAGUGAAAAAUAACCAUGAUGAUACAACAUAUCCUACCUCUGUUGAACAAUUGUUUGUCUAUGGUGCUUCCCAAGAUAAAGACACUUCUCAAAAUGAGCUGAUUCAAUAUACCUCAAAAAGGCGAGAUGAUCACCUUUCAGUUGCGGAUCCUGUAAAGGCGACUGUCAACGAUGUUGUUGUGCCUGAUCCUGUUAAGGUGACCAUCAAUGAUGUUGUUGAGGCUGAUCCUGUUAAGGCGGUUGUCAGUUAUGUUGUUGAGGCUGAUCCUGUUAAGGCGGUUGUCAGUUAUGUUGUUGAGGCGACUGUCAAUGAUGUUAUUGUCUUAAGUGACAGUGAUGAAGAGGAUGUGAGUAUUAAAAACACUCCAGCAGGACAAAAGAGUGUGGAGAAUCCUGAUGUUUCUUUUUGGAAUUGUUCGGGUGUUUAUUAUGGUGAAACAAGAGGGCCUUUUUCGAUGUCUGUACUCAAAAGCUGGAGUGAUUCUGCCCCUUUUCCCUUAGAAUUCAAGGUCUGGAAGACAGGUGAGAGUGAAAGGGAGGCAAUACCUCUCAGGGAUGCACUUAGGCUGUUUUUUCCCUGACGUGUAAGUAAAUCAGAAUGAAAGGAAAUCAUCUCUAUUGAAUACAUCACCAGUGUUAAUAUAGAGUUAUAUACUUCUGUUUUCACUAAAUAGGUGCCUGUUUGAGCUUCUGCUAGUUUAAAAGUACUUUAUCCGUUGACAAUUUGGAAGUGAUGGAAAAUUUGCCAAUCUUUGUUUCUUUUGUGCACCUCAACAUGUUUUUAUUCUCCAGUCUCCUUGUCAUACAAAAUAUAGACACCAUACGUUUUAUCUCUUAUUUAA
Molecule: messenger RNA, 2911 nt
Organism: Cicer arietinum (chickpea)
Lineage: Eukaryota; Viridiplantae; Streptophyta; Magnoliopsida; Fabales; Fabaceae
Source: RefSeq, a predicted model, not a curated record